AUGAAGCGACUAGCUAGUGACAACAACAUUACAGCAUAUUUACUUGCACUAAUAUGCUGUAACAAGAAACCCCUUGAUAAUAAAUUCGCUUGGGAGAACCUUCUGGGUUUGGCUCCGGAUGCUUGGCAUACAAGCUAAGAAGGAAAUACAGUUUAUCCGUGGGGUCUUGCUAAUAACACACGUUAGCAUGUGCUGUAAGGAUGUAUGAUUGAAACUGUCAAAAAUCAACGAAAUACAUCGUCUCCAACGGGCUGAGGCAGCAGUGCCAUCAUGUACUCGAGCCCCAACAACCACAUGAAGUCCAGCAGCAGCAGCAUCACUGAGCUGCUGGGGGCCCUCUGUGACUGCAGCCUGUCUGGGGUGUCAUGGAAACGCCGGGCCCUGGGUGGAGUCUCACGGGACGGUUUCCGCAGAGCUCUAAAGAAGUGUGCCUACGGCGCCCUGCUGUCCAAGCUAUUUCAAGAUGACACCAAAGGGUCUGCCUCAGGAGCCCCUUGUGCCACAGCCAAUACACCGUCCAAAAACAAAAUCCUCAUGAUAAGUUUUGACUUGCGUGUGGCAGGGUGCAGAGAGGAAGCAGAAAGGUUAGAAGAGCAACUGGGGCAGCUGCUGGAGGGAGAAUCCUCUGGCCUGAAGGAAGUGGAUGCAGUUCUUGAGCUCUUGGUACAUCUUGCUGGUUCUGCACCUCCACCACCUACCUCUUUCAGCAGGGACUACAUGAGGCGAGAGAGGCCCGUGCUGCGGAGGCCUCCACCCUGGAGCUACCAGAGCGAGGAGCUGCAGAGGCUAGAGGCCCGGGCGUGGGGUCUAGUGUGUGGGGAGGAAUGGGGGAAUUUGGAGAGUUUGUGUGGAACUCAGAGGUUGAUGGAUGCCCCUCCAGCCACAGGACUUCUGGCUCUGAGAACUAAAUUAGAAGUGGAAGAAAGAUUUGAGAGGGAGACCAGGAUGACACUGUUUGGAGCACUGCAGCACACUCGCACCUCAGACAUUGACAUAAGACUAGACCUCCCUCCUGUUCCCAGUGAUAUUGAUGUCACUGGGCUGGCUCUAAAGGUCCCCACAUGUUUGGAUCAGUCUGAGGAUGAGGGCUUCCAGUCAGCCUCCAACAUGACCCCAGACUCUCAGUCAGAGACCAGCCCUGUUCCAGACGUUGAUAUAUGGGAGGCUCUCCGAACGUUCGAGCCUGGGAGACGCCGCUGCUGGGAGUCUGUUGGCUGCCCACCGGGGAAAAGAGAGUCCCUUUAUCUAACAGAGGGAGGCAGGGAGUCCUUUGACCAGCUCUAUCGACUGUGGGAGGGGGAGAUGAGGGUGGUCAGCACGGCUACACCCUCCCCACUCCUGUCGCUGCCCCUGGACUCUCAGGCCCAGCUGGUGUUCGACCUCCUCAACGUCUUGAUCGGAGUGGCCUCCACUACCUUCCCUCUCAACCAGAGUGUUCAGUUUGACGUCAGGCCGGGUGUGUGCGUGUCGGGAGCGUCUCCAGAGAGUGUGUCUCGUCUGCUGGGGGAGCUGGCCCAGCACGGCACCCAUUAUUUGAGGCUAAGUCGCUUUUCUCUGCAGUGUGCUGACAAAAAAGGCCUCGUCUUUCAGGCUUUUACUGGUGGUCUGCGGAAGUAUCUGCAUUACUACAGGGCUUGUGUUCUCAGCACUCCACCCACCCUCAGCCUGUUGACUAUCAGUUUCCUCUUCCGCAAAGUGGGGCGCCAACUAAGGUAUCUGUCAGAGCUGUGCUGUGUGGACGGACCUUUAGGUGCAGGCCAGGCUACCUUCCCCGUGGGGGUUAAACUGAUGUCCUACCUGUACAAUGAGGCGCAAAAUAACUGCAGCAACGAGAACUACCCGGUGCUGCUUUCGCUGCUGAAGAGCAGCUGUGAGCCGUACACACGGUUUGUGUCUGACUGGGUGUAUAGCGGCGUGUUUCGGGAUGUUUAUGGAGAAUUCAUGAUACAAGUCAAUGAGGAGUACCUUGGCUGCAGAGACAAACACUUCUGGGUCCAAGGCUACACUCUGAUCUCCAAGGAUGUGGAGGAUUGUGUGCCCAUCUUCCUGAGACACAUCGGCAAUGAUGUGUACGUCUGCGGAAAGACAAUCAACCUCCUCAAGAUCUGCUGCCCACAGCACUACAUCUGCUGGUCGGAGCUGCCGGUGCCUCGCAUCGCCGUCACCUUCUCCCUCCAGGAGGUGGAGGUGAUCGAGAGGGACUGUGCUGUGUACCGCGGACGCAUGGAGAGGGUUGCUAAGCACAGCGCCAUCAGCAGGGAGGAGCAAGCCCAGCGAGCGGAGCAGGCACGCCAUGAGCUGAUCAAUCAGGUCAGAGAGUCAGCAGUCAAAACCCUGGAGAGCAUCCGUGGGCGCCAGGUGUCACAACGUCUGGCUGAGGAAGCCAAGAAGAGAGAGCGUUUUGAGGAGCUGAAGCAACACCUGGAGCAGGAGCAAGAGUGGCGAAAUGUCGCCUCGAAGAAGCAGGAGGCGGAUGACUUCAGCUUUGCCAGAGAGCUGAGGGACAGAGAGCAGAGACUACAGGCCCUGGAGGAGCAACUGGAGCAGAGAGCCAGGAAAGAGCUGAUAGCUCAGUACAGCCGUCUGUCGGAGGAGGCAGCUUGCAGAGAGAGGCGGGCCAUGUGGCGGGUGCAGCGAAUGAGACUUGACGAAGCCCGAUCUCAGUUUGUCAUGCGUGACAGGCAGCAGACUCAGGCAAUUCUCGAGAAAUAUCCUUUAGGCCGGGGGAGACCUCCCAUGGAAGUGUUGCAAGCUGUUCCCUCAGUGCAACACACUGCGCCACAACCAGCACUGGAAUCUCCCACUCAGGACCCACCUGAGCAGCAGCCAGCGGAGACUCAAGAAUCUCAUGCUGCCUCACCACCACCUGACCCAUCCUCAUCCAGCCCCCCUACAGCAGAAUCUGCCCUUAUCUCUGAAAACAUCGACAUCAAUGACUUCCUCCCCGAGUCAUCAAAUCCCUCCAGCGAUCAGGUGGACUCUGCCCUGCAGCAGAUCGGUUCUGAGCUACCUGAAGUGUGUCCUACAGCACAACUAGUAGACUAUGACUUCAGUGCCCCCUUUAGUCCACUCGAGGGUAUCACUGGCCAAGCCUCAGUCCAGCCCCGGCCUCGUUGGGGACCUGCAGUCCAGCCUGACAUGAUCCAAAGCCAUCCCUCUUUUUCUCACAUCCCCAUAGGAGAGAACAUUUCUCAAGUCCAGGAUGGCGUCCCAAGAGCCAGCCCUUUCGGCCAAGCCUCCAAAUCCAGCUUUCCUCUGGGCCAAUACACCCCAGAAGAGCCCCAAACAUCUACAUCUACAGCAAGCAUUUAUGGACAUCCCUCUCAAGCCUCAGUGCAGCUAGAAGAUGGGAUUGUCCCUAGGACUGACAACAAGCAGGCGGAAGUUAUGUCGGAACAGAAAACUGAAAAUGGGAGUUUAGAAAGUAAAGUCGAGGACAAUAAAGAAAAGGGUAAAUCUGUCAACGACUAUGUGUUUGAUGCAUUCCCGACCUACAAACCAGAGCAAAGAGGCAAAGCAGAGACAACUCUUUCUGUCUGUGGUAGGAUUGUUCAACCUGAUGGAAGCGCUCUUAAAGCUGAUAAUAUUUCUUUGACUAACAUUCAGGACUCUGUAGAGCCGGUUUUGGACGCGGUUGCUCAGCAGCCUUCACUUUCCACCCACAGCCACAGCUCUGAUUCCCACAUACAGAUCGGACAGCUUGUAUCAGAGGUAGUCACUCCUCUUCCAUCCCCUAAUGUCCACGGGCAUGCAUCAGAUUCACACAUCAAGAUUGGAGAACAAGUUUCAGAAGUUGAAGCCCCUCCACCUUCCCACAGUGUUCACGGUCACUCUUCUGAUGCACACAUUAAAGUCGGGGAAAAUGUUUCCGAUUUUGUCGCACCACUUCAUACUCCCAGCAUCCACGGUCACUCCUCGGAUGCUAAUAUAAAAGUGGGUGAGUUUUUUUCUAACGUGACCGAAGCAACACCUCGUGCGAGUAAACACGGGCAUGCAUCAGACGGUAUACUUCGACCAGGCUGUGUCGUAUCGGGAGCUGAAGCCACCUCUCCGGCACUACCUGGAAGCACCUAUGGUCACUCCUCGGACUCAGGGUUGGGUGCUGGGUGUGUAGUUUCAGGAGACGAAGCCAAACGUUCGCCUCUACCCGGCAGUGCCCAUGGUCAUGCUUCAGACUCACAUUUAGCCAUCGGUUGUGUUGUGACAAAAACUGAACCACUUCCUUCACCGGUACCGGGCAGCGCCUUCGGCCACUCCUCGGACUCGACGCUGGGGGGGGGUUGCACGGUGUUAGGAAAAGAGCUGCAACCCUCUGCACUACCAGGCAGCACUUAUGGCCACUCAUCAGACUCUUCACUUGCGGUUGGGUGUGUGGUGAAGGGUGAUGGCAUCCUGAAUCAGCAGAAGACAGAAGACAAUGAAGACGGUUCUAAGUCAAACAGACCCGGUGAGCAGCUGGAUGGGCUCACAGAGUCCUGGGCAGCCGUCUGUGGUUUGUCUCCUGGAGAAAAGUCCGAACAGGAAUACCUCUUGGCUUUGUGUGCUCAGUACGAGGUGGAACAAUACGAAGACUGCUACAACCUGAUGGCUUCGUCCCCCGAGUGUCAGCUGCUGAAGCAGGUGACUCGGGGCCCCUGGGGUUUUGCUAUGGACCCCACGCUCUGCAAAGCCACAGACACCACUGCAGUCCAACUCAGCGAGCUGGUCUCACUGCCGGUUCUGAUAAAACAGGCCGUCACCACACCACUCACCACACAUGUGUCUCUGGUGAACAAGGCAGUGGUGGACUACUUUUUUGUGGAGUUGGGAGUGGAGAGACACUUUGAGGCGCUGCGCCAUUUCCUGCUGAUGGAGGAUGGCGAGUUCGCACAGUCCCUCAGCGAUCUGCUCUUUGAAAAGCUGGGCAGUGGGCAGACCCCCGGGGAGCUGCUGACCCCUUUCGUCCUGAACUCCAUCCUCAGUAAGGCCCUGCAGUACAGCUUACACGGGGACACGCCUUUAGCGGGCAACUUCACCUUCGCCCUGCGCUUCCUCCCGGAGACCUUCCACCCGCACGCCCCCGACUCCCUCAACUGUCUGGAGCUGCGCUACAAGGUGGACUGGCCGCUGAACAUCAUCAUCACGGACAGCUGCAUGAACAAGUACAACCGUCUGUUCUCGUUCCUGCUGCAGCUCAAACACAUGGUCUGGAGCCUCCGAGAGGUCUGGUUCCACCUCAAGAGGACAGCACUGGUGAAAGGUGCGGGCCGCUCGGUGCAGUUCCAUCAGCUGCAGCUCUACAGACAUGAGAUGCAGCAUUUUGUCAAGGUGAUACAGGGAUACAUCGCCAACCAGAUCCUGCAAGUGUCCUGGAUGGAGUUCACAGCCAAACUGGCCACUGCUAACGACCUGGACGCCAUCCACCGCACGCACGCAGACUACCUCAACAGAGCCAUCUUCAGGGGACUUCUGACGGAAAAGGCGGCGCCGGUCAUGAACAUCAUCCACAGCAUCUUCAGCCUGAUCCUCAAGUUCCGGGCGCAGCUGAUCGCACAGCCCUGGGGCAGCCAGCAGGGGGCAGUGCACCCUAGCUUCAUCGCCAUGCAGCAGUCCUAUAACACCUUCAAGUACUACUCACACUUCCUUUUCAAAGUGGUGACCAAGCUGGUGAACCGGGGCUACCAGCCUCAUCUAGAGGACUUCCUUCUGCGCAUCAACUUCAACAACUACUACAAAGACUCCUGAGCUGUGUCCUUGUGUGUAUGUUGUACAUGUACACGCUGUGAAAUACUACAGCAGACAUAGAUACUUAUCCAAUGAACCUUUGCGUACCAUGUGUGUUCACAUUUUUAGAAUCCCUGAAAUGUGUUUAAAGGAAACACAAUCAGACGUGUGAUAAAUUCAGUUCCUCUGGCAUUCAUUUCACUGUUCAAAAUAUAUUCAGAAACCCACCGGUGCUUUAUAUUAGAGCAUGCAUUUGACAUUUAAGCCAGUUUAAGUAAUGAAUGUGCAGGAUUUGAACCACAUGUCUAUGCUUGAUUAAUGGCUUUGCUUCUAAACACUAUAUGCUGCCAAAGUUUGUAAUAUGCCUACUGUAAAGUCUCCCGCUCAGGUGUGCCUCCAGCUAUGUAGAUUAUAAGUGCAUAUAAAUGAUGUAUUAUGUAAAUACAAAAGCUAAAUGACUUGUACAAUAAAUGCUCUUUUCUCUAGUUUUGAAGCACUUUUAUGAAGAAAACACGUUUUUGUACAAAAGCUACUUAUAUUUAUUCACAAUGUUAGCAUAUGUUUAAGUAAAGAACAACAAAUAAGGUGUAAAGCAUUGUGGGUAGCGGAUUGUGUCAACCUUGGCUAUUCAUAAAGUAGAGGCAAGGAAAGGCAGCAUUUACCGUAUAACUCAAAUAUAUUUUCUACACCGUGAGUUUUCCUGUUGUUUUUUUACUUUCAAGGGCAAACAUACAACAGGAAUAAGUUUAAUGUGCUGCAGCAUGCAACAAGAAGAGGAUUUAUUUUAUUGAAAGGACAGUUUAGUUAAAAAAACUUGUAUCACGGUCUUAAAUCAGGACUAGCAGUGUAAGUCAAACAGGAAAGAAAAACCGGAGGCUUCUGUUGUCUGCACGUUUGUAUUUAUGCUUUUUUAUUAACGGUGUGAUUGAAGCAUGUCAACCAGCACCUGAAGAAGAAGGGGACAAACAUACUGGAUGGAUAACAUCAGAAGACCUGCUAAUACGCGUUUACAUCAGGCAACAGAAAGAGAAAUGGUUAACCGUUAUGACUUAAAGCAAAAGUUUGACAUUCAGGGAAACAUGCUUUGUAGUGUAGGUCAAAAACGGUACUUUCAUUAAGAGUUACACACCUUAAACAUCAAAUUUAAGAACUUUUCAAGGACUAACCUGGUCAAUUCUUAUCAAAUCGAAGAACCCAACAGAAAAUAG
Messenger RNA from Eleginops maclovinus (Patagonian blennie), 6911 nucleotides. It is a transcript of the gene tubgcp6, whose product is annotated as tubulin gamma complex component 6. Gene Ontology annotation, molecular function: gamma-tubulin binding; microtubule minus-end binding. Gene Ontology annotation, biological process: spindle assembly; mitotic cell cycle; cytoplasmic microtubule organization. The record is from RefSeq and is a predicted model, not a curated record. Gene Ontology annotation, cellular component: gamma-tubulin complex; equatorial microtubule organizing center; centrosome. NCBI's taxonomy places the organism in Eukaryota, Metazoa, Chordata, Actinopteri, Perciformes, Eleginopidae.